UGUUGCAUUGUGGGGCUUAUUUCGUUGAUCGUGAAGAGAGUGGGUGAAGUAAAGAAAUAGCUUUAGACUCUAAAAUAAAUACACUCGUGCUUCGGCGGAACCCGUACGCUGGUUGUUCUUAUAUGCGGCAGGUUGAGAAUGAACAGACGAAGUUAAAUCAUGCUUAUCAACACGAACAGGAAUAACAGCAGCAUCGAUUUGUGGAUGUGGAGACUCCGCGUAAACUAAUUAUCCUAAAGAAAACAACACCGUCUGAAUCUCCACACAAAGCUGUGGGUGUUUCCCGUUAUUAGACUACCAAACCUCCUCGCCCGGUUCCAGUACUACUGAAACUGAAGCAUCUCUGCAGCUCAUCCCUCAUGGCCUCUUCAUCGGGCAACGACGAUGAUCUGACGAUCCCUAGGGCGGCGAUCAAUAAAAUGAUUAAAGAAACACUUCCCAAUGUGCGAGUAGCGAACGAUGCCAGAGAACUGGUGGUGAACUGCUGCACGGAGUUCAUCCACCUUAUCUCAUCGGAGGCCAACGAGAUUUGCAAUAAAUCAGAGAAAAAGACUAUAUCUCCAGAGCAUGUUAUAAACGCACUUGAAAGUCUAGGUUUUGGGUCAUAUAUCGCAGAGGUAAAAGAUGUUCUGCAGGAGUGUAAAACGGUAGCACUUAAACGGAGGAAGGCCAGCUCUCGACUAGAGAACCUUGGCAUUCCUGAGGAGGAACUUCUCCGUCAACAGCAGGAAUUAUUUGCCAAGGCACGGCAGCAGCAGGCUGAAUUGGCACAGCAGGAGUGGUUACAGAUGCAGCAGGCUGCUCAGCAGGCACAGUUAGCGGCAGCUUCAGCCAGUUCAGCUCAGCAGGCUGGAUCUUCCCAGGAUGAAGAUGAAGAGGACGAUAUGUGAUUCCCGGCAGGCUUUCGUUGAAGCACACAGAUUGAUUGAUAUACAUUUACAGACACGUAUUUUCUCCCACACACAUUGUCCUCCUGAAACCAUAGCAGAGAGGGACCUCUGCAGUGUUGUCUACUAUAUAAACAAUCCAUCAGUAUCGAUUCAUACUGACUAUUCAGGAACACUCAUGGGUGCUAUCCUGUGAUUCGUUGCUAUAUUUGCCUCUCCUCACAUGUUAAGAAUUAUUAGCUCUUGAAAAUCCUUUUUUCUUGUUUUUUUCCUCGUUAUUUCUAAAAUUAUUGAAAGUUUCACCAUGUGUAUGUGACAAGGAUGUAAUGUGAUGAGUCAUGUUAAAUCAUGUAGUGAGGCACACCACGUCAUUUGUUCUUGGUUAACUUCAAAAGCCAGUGUUUUAACUCACUGCCACCUGUUUUAGACAUAAUUAUCUUCUACUUUUUCUUUGUAAAAUAGCGUGAGACAUAUUUAGUGAAUCAUUUUUUGGACAUUUAUUUUGACAGGAGUUUAUCCCCGCUCUAUUUCUCUUUGUUCUCUGGAUGAGAGGAGAAAAGAGAAGUGAUUUGUAAUGUAGAACGUUGCUUUUUUUCACAUUUUAGUUGAGUGAGAAUAAAGAAUAUAUGUAGAUAGGCUUUUACCUGACCUUUUUUCAGAACAGUAUUCAAAGACAAACAACUCAAACUAUUUAAGGAAUAAUAUCUGACUUAUAGUACCAAAGACAGACAAAACUAUGAACUUUAGUCAGUUAGGUGAGCAGAAAUCUAUUGUUAUUUGCUCUUUUUAUGAAAGAAGCGUGUCAGUGCUAAACCAUAAUGUGGAUUUUGUCAACCUGUUGAUGGCUACACUCACUUUGUACAAUGUUUUGAUAGAUUUUUUCCAGGUGCAAUGUGUAAAAGUUCCAUUGUGGAUGUGUGGUUUAUUCUUAUCUUGUGAUGACUGGUAAGGUGUUGGUGAAAAGCUAAUUCACAUGCCUUUGCAAAAGCUGUAUUCUCUAAGCAAUAAAAUAACCCCCUUUUAUAGA
Molecule: messenger RNA, 1914 nt
Organism: Triplophysa dalaica
Lineage: Eukaryota; Metazoa; Chordata; Actinopteri; Cypriniformes; Nemacheilidae
Gene: dr1
Product: down-regulator of transcription 1
Exons: 4
Coding region: 360-890 (176 amino acids)
Biological process (GO): chromatin remodeling; positive regulation of transcription by RNA polymerase II; RNA polymerase II preinitiation complex assembly
Cellular component (GO): negative cofactor 2 complex
Molecular function (GO): core promoter sequence-specific DNA binding; TBP-class protein binding; protein heterodimerization activity
Source: RefSeq, a predicted model, not a curated record